This is a messenger RNA of Drosophila navojoa, 1225 nucleotides long. RefSeq names its product Fish-lips (gene Fili). Gene Ontology annotation, molecular function: protein binding. The record is from RefSeq and is a predicted model, not a curated record. Lineage: Eukaryota; Metazoa; Arthropoda; Insecta; Diptera; Drosophilidae.
UCUGUGUCAGCCAUGACGUCCAAUAACUGGUGAUUCUCCACCUCAAGCAACAGCAGCAUCUACAGCAGCAACUAGAAGCGAGACAACAACAGCAACAACAACAAGGCGCAAUCGAACAGUCCACAAAAUGGAAACCGACACACACAACAACAACAACAACAGCAACAGGAACAGGUACAACAACAACAACUGCAACAAAUUUAACUCACACACAAAGUGGCGACAGGACAGCAAGCCUCCAUCUCUGGGCAGUCGCACUACGGCAACUCUGCCCCUGCUCCAGCUCCUGUUCCUGCUGCUGCUGCUGCUGUUACCUGGCCGCAUCGAUGCCUUCUGCCCCUCAAAGUGUCAGUGCCUGGGCGGCGAUGCAAACAGUCGCGCCCUGUGCGUGGACGCCGCACUGGAGGAUGUGCCCAUUCAGCUCAAUCCGGAAACAAAGUACAUAAAUCUAACACUGAAUCGCAUACGUAAUCUGGAAUUCACGCUGCCCUUCUACAUGAAACUGGAGGUGCUGGAUCUCUCGCAGAACAUCAUCGAAACGCUGGGCUCCAAGAAUUUCGAAUACCAGACGGAGCUGCGCACCCUCAAUCUGAGCAGGAAUCUGGUCAGUGCACUGCAUAAGCAUGCCUUCAAGGGCCUGACCAAUCUGCUGCUGCUGGAUCUCAGCUACAAUCGCAUCGAGACCGUGCAUCCGACGGCGCUGGGCGAUCUGGCGGCGCUGGUGGAGCUCGACCUGACCAACAACAAUAUUGUGAGCCUGGAGGAUAACUGCUUCAAGGGCAUGAUGUCGCUGGAGGUGCUCGUGUUUCGCAACAAUCGGCUAUUGGAUGUGCCGGCCAGCAAUCUGUGGCAUCUGCAUGCGCUCAAGAGCCUGGACAUGUCCGAUAAUCUGGUGGAAUUUGUGCGCAACGAUAGCUUCGAGGGCCUCAAGGAGCUGCUCGCCCUCAGCGUGCGGGGCAAUGUGAUGAGCGAACUGGAUGUGGGCGCCUUCGAGGGUCUCAUCUCGCUCAAGCACUUGGACCUAUCGGAUAACAAUUUGACGAUGGUGCCCACCCAGCAGCUCUCGAAACUUUCAAAUCUCACUUAUUUGAACCUGGGCGGCAAUCGUUUCGCCCACUUGCCAGCUGUAGCAUUUUUAAACUUGUUUCAUUUACGCGAAUUGCACUUGAGCCGCCUGGACUAUUUGCAGCGCAUCGAUUCGAGGUAAGUUUGCCAUUGAGCCAAG